Molecule: messenger RNA, 2146 nt
Organism: Annulohypoxylon maeteangense
Lineage: Eukaryota; Fungi; Ascomycota; Sordariomycetes; Xylariales; Hypoxylaceae
Product: NAD(P)-binding protein
Exons: 4
Coding region: 612-1706 (364 amino acids)
Cellular component (GO): intracellular anatomical structure
Molecular function (GO): oxidoreductase activity, acting on NAD(P)H, oxygen as acceptor
Source: RefSeq, a predicted model, not a curated record
UUUUUUUCUUGGGCGGUGGUUUAGUUUUUCCUCGUGUCUCCCACUGUCUUUUUUUUUUUGUUGUCUUCGCUCAUCUGAACACUUCCCAUCCCAUUCUCCUUAUUUUCAAUACAAAUACCUCGUCGAGUUCCGCAAUAUCAAAUAGAGGGUCUACUCAAGAAACAUUGAUUCUAGACAAUCUAAAAGCGGUAUAGAGCUCCAUUCUGACGAUACCUACUACUCGGCGCGCAUACGUCAUUUAUCUGCCAUUGUCCAAUCUAUUCAACAACCCGUUUGUGCAAACUUGAAGCUCUCCUCUGCUCAUUGCUCACGUCCCUCAACAUUUUAUUAUUUUAUUCACAGAAAUAUACCCAUCGACGACAACUCAUCCACGCAUAGAACUUCUUUUUCUCUUAGCUGUCUAACUGUAUCCAUAGAAGAUACAUGUCAUACAUAGUAAAUCCAUAUUAAUAUCCCUUUCUACAAUACCUACUCCUAGGUCGGCAGCACGCCAAUUCUACCUAUUUAUUCUUUACUUUUUUACUUUAUUCUCCGCCUUUCGCCCUUCGCCUAAAACCCUCAUAGACAUAAAAUACAUACACACCUACCUAUACCCAUAUACCUAUCACAUAAUGUUAUCCCGAAACCUAGUACGCGCAACGGCGCGAGCUGCCGGUUCUGCUAGCAGAGCUGCUGCUCCUCGAGCUACCACUCUUCCCACCAGCCUUCCUGCUAGCGCCGCGUUCCUUCACAAUAAUAACAACCCUCUCAACAAUGCCGACAACAAGGACAAGAAGCAUACCUCACCCCCUCCCGGUGCAUUCGCUCGCACAGACGAUAGUAUCACCGUCGAGUAUCCUGAGGAAGACGCCCUCCCUUCCUCGACCCCCGUCCAAGGUCGUGGUGGUUUUCACAUGAAGCGAACUCUGGCUUCUUUCUCCCUCGAGGGCAAAGUCGGUGUUGUCACUGGUGGUGCUCGAGGUCUCGGACUCGUCAUGGGCCAAGGCAUGGUUAUUAGCGGUGCCAAUUUGGCUAUUGUAGACAUGAACAAGGAAGAAGCCGAGCGCCAAGCCGUUGAGCUGGUUGAGGUAUUCCGAAAGGAAAACCCCGGCGCAACAAGAGUGCCCAAAGUUACUGCCCACUACGCCGACGUGUCUGAUGCCGACUCGGUGCAGAGCUGCAUCGACCAGAUCAUCAAGGAGCACGGCAAGAUCGACCACCUCGUCACCAGCGCCGGUUUCACUGAAAACUACAAUGCCGUCGAUUACCCGAUCGAUCGUAUGCGCAAGCUUUGGAGCGUCAACGUAGACGGUACAUACCUCUUUGCCAUCACUGUCGCCAAGCAUUUGAUGGAGCGCAAGAGCCCGGGUAGCAUGGUCUUCAUCGGAAGCAUGUCUGGCGCCAUCGUCAACGUUCCCCAACCUCAGGCUCCUUACAACACUGCCAAGGCUGCUGUCCGACACAUGGCUGCCUCUCUCGCUGUUGAGUGGGCGCAUGCCGGUAUCCGUGUGAACUGCAUUUCGCCUGGUUACAUGCUGACGGCCCUAACCGAGAAGAUCCUCGAUGACAAGCCGGACCUGAAGAAGCAGUGGACAUCGCUUAUCCCUCAGGGUAAAAUGGGUCAACCCGAUGACUUGAUGGGCCCUGUCGCAUUCUUGCUAUCUGACGCUAGCCAGUACGUCACUGGCGCCGACCUCCGUGUUGACGGUGGUUACACGCUCACUUAAGCAGUGAUUUCUUUUUUUCACGGCUUUUACGGAGCAAGCAUCUUUGGGGGGGAGAAGGAAAUAGAUGGUGAUUUUGACGGGAGUUUCGCGGUAUUAUUUCCCUUUUUCUUCGAGACGAAAAUAGAGGACAGACGCUUUGAAUAAGUCAGAUGAAAAGGCAAGGUUGGGUUAAAGAAAUCACCCCACACUGCCAACAGCUGGUUUUUGUUUUUGUAGCUGCACAGCUGGAUAUCGAUUUCUUACCCAGACUGGAAUGCGACAGAAUAAGACGGGACAGAACGCAUAGGAACGCAAAACGAGCAGUCUGCAAAUUUUGGAGUGCGCCGUUAAUACAACAAAGGAAAAUUAUAUUAUGACAUGUGCUUGGUUUGCUUGUGAUACAUUACUUGCCGUCGACGACGAGUAGAUGAAGGUGUACGAAGUAUAAAGCUUUUUUCGUC